AAUUCAAUGGUUUCCAAACGACAGCGAACAUUCAGAACAAAAUAAGGUUAACCUUAAAUCAGGGUUAUGAUUUACCCCAUGAUAGUUUUUAGAAUUGCCUAGUGUGAUACUUUGAAAUUAUGUGUGUUGAUUUCUGUGAUUAUGAUGACAUUGUACAGAUGACGUUUCCUAGAAGUGUAAUAUAAUGUGGAGUAUACCAAAAAUUUAAAGAACAUAUAAUAAAUAAUCUUUCUCAAUUUGUUCUCUCUGAUAUUAUUGACAUAAUUUGUAGUUACUAUGUAUAGAAUUAAACUUGUUUAUCUUUAAAAUAAUUACUGAAAACAAUUAUGGUAAAAAUAGAAGAGGUGUCGAAAACCGUUUAUUUGAAAAUCUCGUGAUUUUUCUAUUUUUAAACAAAUUCAUGUGAUCGUGACUCACUAAUUUACUUACAGAAAAUGUUUGUUUUUAUCAGUAUUUUCUAAGGUAUGGAAGUUAUAAUUGCUAUGGGCCAUUUUUGUGAUAGUCAUGGACCUUGUGUAAUUCUAUGCACUAGUGCAUUUGAUGAAUUUCCAGAAAAGCAGCCGUCAAAAGGUCCUAUUUGCCCAACUUGUAAAUCUAUUGAUCUAGAUACAGUAUAUGUCUGUGAAGAUGCAAAAAAGCAAUAUAUUACUACCAGAACAUCAUUUGACACUGAUAUAGCUCAUUUAUUGAAAGAUGCUAUCCUUAGAAGUCUGAGUAUUGAAAUAGUAAUGCAAAAUGGAAAAAAUUCAGGAACGAUGUAUUUUGGAGAUAAUAAUAGAGGACAUAUUAUAUCUCAUGUUUUUAGUCUUAAAGAUUCCUUUGCAAGGGGCUUUAAAAGAAAAUAUUGUAUUGUUGUCAUUGGAAAUCAUCAGAUUUCAUUACUAAGCCACUAUGACUUUCUGGAAAUGAAUUUAAAACGAAUUAGUGAAGACUUACAACAAAAAGCUGAAAAGUUGAAUACAGUAGAGAUGUCCUCCAAGAAAGAAGAAUUGAGAUCUCUUCCAGAAUUAAUAGGUGAAAGCAAUAUAUUUGCUCAACUUCACAUGUGGUUUGUUUUUCUAAUGACUGCAAAAAUAUUCAAAAAUAUACCCCAUAACAUUCCAAAUUGCCCUAUAAAUUGUCCUUCGAUUGAAAAAUUAAGAAUCCUAAAAUUAGAAAUGUCAGACAAUGUUUAUGAUACAGUAUCUUAUUGCACAUUAACUGGAAUAAAGAUUGAAGAAAAGAAUUCAGAUAUUUUGAGGUAUUUCCAAGAAUUAUUACCAAUUGGAUUUAAAUUACCAAAUAGUGGAAAUCUAUGCAGUAUAUCUAAAACAUGUGAGAAUUGGAAUGUAAGUUUUCAAGGAACUUUGCCACAAACUCUCCCAAAACUUCAUAUAUCCAUUAAACGAGCAUUAGAAGAUACCAAUAUAUCAAAUUCCGCUUUAUAUUACCACAUUAAAAGUUUCAUUAUGUAUUGGUUUAAUAUAUCAUGUGUUCUCAGUUGGACAACAAAUUCUUGUGAAAAUUUAACGCGGACUUUAGAAAUUCAUAAAUGUGAUAUGCCUUUAUUAUCAUACUGGAUUUCUCAAACAAAUAGUUGCAUUAAACUAUGUAAAAGUGACUAUUUCAUAUCUACAAAAGUAAAGUGAUUAUUAGAAUAAUAAUAAUAAUAAUACUUUCCAUCAAAAUUAAAACUUUUCAGCAAAAGAACUUUUUUUCAAUGGCUUAUCAAUAAUUUUUGCUACUAUGCAAAUCAUAGUUAAGUUGAGUUAAUUGGAGAAAGCUUUUCACAAGUAGAUGGAAGUGGUGGAAUUGUAGCUUUAUUUAGACUUAAGAGGAUUCCUGAAAGACCAUAUAACUGAUGCCAAUCAGGAUUUUUGCGACUUAAGUGCAAAAACAAAUAUUUGUUACAUCUACUAUUUUAUGUUUCUAUCAAAAAGAAAUAGCAGAACUACAAUUUGCUAGAGAUUAUUUGGAUUGGAAGUACCACCAUUUUAAAGAGAUGAGCUCAGAUUUUACCUAUGUUUCAGUGUGCAAGUGUGAACAAAAUAUUUGCACAACACAACUUCUAUAACCAAGGAAUGCUGGUAUUAGGUCAGUUCGGUUUUGGGUGGCAUUAAUUAUGGAGGACUAAAUUGUCAAACUGUAAAUGAUGCUAGAGGAGGAAAAACAUAUUAACAUAAGACUUUCAUUGUUUUUAAAUUUUAUUUUGAACUCUUGAAAUUUUGUGUUUCUUACAAUAGUGGUUGAAGAAGGUUUGAAGCAUUCUAGGAUGAAACCCUACCUAUCGUGAACUAUUCACAAAACUUUUAUUCAUUAUAAACUACAUUUUAUGUUUGUCAAAUUUUAAUAAAACCAUAAUUUCUU
This is a messenger RNA of Diorhabda carinulata, 2346 nucleotides long. RefSeq names its product folliculin (gene BHD). Gene Ontology annotation, biological process: positive regulation of TORC1 signaling; positive regulation of transforming growth factor beta receptor signaling pathway; negative regulation of transcription by RNA polymerase II. The coding region runs from base 465 to 1628 and encodes 387 amino acids. Gene Ontology annotation, molecular function: GTPase activator activity. The record is from RefSeq and is a predicted model, not a curated record. The transcript has 3 exons. Gene Ontology annotation, cellular component: cytosol. Lineage: Eukaryota; Metazoa; Arthropoda; Insecta; Coleoptera; Chrysomelidae.